Molecule: messenger RNA, 3798 nt
Organism: Fonsecaea erecta
Lineage: Eukaryota; Fungi; Ascomycota; Eurotiomycetes; Chaetothyriales; Herpotrichiellaceae
Exons: 4
Coding region: 1-3798 (1265 amino acids)
Biological process (GO): tRNA methylation; wybutosine biosynthetic process
Molecular function (GO): protein binding; tRNA methyltransferase activity
Source: RefSeq, a predicted model, not a curated record
AUGGGUUUCUACAAGAGUCUUCGACGAUGCCCAGGCGUCGUGGAGUUCGCACCACAUCUCGGCAACGAGCACGGUCAAGGGCGAGUCGAACCGGAAUUGGCAGCGAAUGUGCGGUUUGUUCUGGACGACGUCGUCUGCGUGCCUCGACUUCCACGGGUGCCAGUGGCGUACGAUCGAUUGUUUCUUGGUCUGAACAAACUCUUGGACAGCGGCUGCACGCUGGAGGUUGAUCCUUGGGACCACUGGAUCACAAGACGUAACGGGAAUUUGCUGGUCUUUGGAGUCAGGUCCCCGUCUCUCCCGGACCCAGAAAUGCGCUUUGCGCUAGAUCCACUGGCGCGAGCCGUCCAACCUUUGGGCGUUCCUCAGCUCUUGCAGAAUGCCGACCCGACAGAAAGUGCGCAUCCUGAACGACUACCACCUCGAGAAUUGCAAGCUGCGAUCCUAAGGGUAACCAGACGAGAUCCCGUCGAAGUUGACAAGGAUAUCGGAACGCUCACGGAAUGUGGCAAGACCAACAAUGCAACGACAGCCUACAAAGCCAGCACUGAGCGGCUCUACCUGUCGAAGCCGCAUUUCCACAAGUUCUUCUCGAAGAAGGUUAAACGUGCGUCACCGGCCGUCCAUCGUGGCUACUGGCUUCGGAUGCGCGCGAUCAAGUGGGUGAUACAGCAGUUCCUUGACAGACCGUCAGACCAGAAGAAAGUUAUCAUCAACUUCGGUGCUGGAUAUGACCCUCAACCAUUCCGAUGGCUGUCGCAAGAGGGUGGGCUUUGUUCCGGCUUCAAAUUUGUCGACAUCGACUAUGACUUAGUGAUGGAAACCAAACGAGACAUUAUCAUGAGCACACCGGAGUUGAGAAAGUUGCUGCAUUUCUCCAGCUCAUCUUGCACCAGCAGCGAGCCUUCUGUGUUGCUCGACAGCGAAGAAUAUGCUGCAAUUGGGUGCGAUAUGCGUAACCUACGCAGGUUGGAAAGACUGCUCAAGUCAAUAGUCAACCUUGAUGAGUGCUCGUUUCUUUGUAUAGCUGAGGACUCCACCUCGUUCAUGCCUGUGAGUGCUGCUGACUCACUCAUUGCUUGGUGUUCAAGACUAUCAAAAGAUGUUACUUUCUGCCUCCUGGAACCUUGCAGCCCCGAUCAGCCAGACAACCCUUUUACAAGGAAAAUGACCGAUCACUACAUUGGUCUCGGCACACCCUUGAAAUCUAUCUUCCAGUAUCCGGAUGAUCGAUCUCAGAUUCAGCGCUUCAGCAACGCAAAUUUCAGCCAAAUUGAUUACCAGUCGUUAUGGGAGCUCUGGGCUGACCCUCGUUUUCUGUCUCCCUCGCAACGCAUGGAGCUGGAUCACGUUGAGCCUUUUGAUGAGUGGGAAGAAUUUGCUCUUUGGGCAAGUCACUACUGCCUGGUGAUUGCACAAAACGGCGCUCAUCCCACCCUUCCGGGAAAACUUAUCAGGGUUCGCGCCGACUCGGUUUCUAGUGAAACUUCUGACAUCUCAGCGAGGACAUCCUCCCCAUGCAACCCUGACUCUGAGCAUUUCGCUUACCGCUAUUACGAUGACCCUGGUGAACUUUGCCAGCGCCAUCACGGAUCCGCGUACCCUAUACCCGACCAGGACGCCGUUGCCAUCUUUGGGGGUGCAGGAUCCAAAUCAUGCCUUUCGACAAGUGCCGUCUGCCGACCACGUCAUUUGAACGACGAGACACCCAUAGUUCUGCCGCCCGAAGUCGGUGCUCGAUGUUGUCAUGUCAACACUGCACUGAACAACGGAGACAAUAUUUUAGUUGGUGGCCGCCUCUCACCGACUCAACCUCUAAAGGACUGCUGGCUACAAAAAGGGAAUAUCUGGUAUCGCAUCCACGAUCUACCCGAAGGACGAUAUCGACACCGAAUAGCGCCCGUGACUUUGCCUGACAAUGUUUUUGGUGCCCUCUGCUUCGGAGGUAAAGUGGGGCCGACCAGAGUGGCCACCGACGUGCUGCUGUGGGAGCCGCACAAGGGUUGGCGUGAGCUGCGGAUUUUCGGCAAGGACCCUAAACCUAGGUUUGCGCCAAAUUUUGUGUGUCUUGGUUUCAACCAUGGCUUACUGUUUGGCGGCAUGAGACAAGACGGUGUCAUAUGCCAGGGCUUCUGGCGCUGGCGCCUUGUGAUACGCGAUAAUGCCGUACAAGCGCUGAGGUUUCGUCCUUCACAAGGGUUGGAUACCAGCAUUGGGUCAUAUCAAUACUUUGCUCGAUUUGGUGCUUCCUAUGGCUUUGUACAAGACUACCUUCUGAUCAUCGGCGGCAUAGGCAGAUUGGGAUGCAUUCCAAAAACAUACGAGAUCUUGUCUCUGACCGGGACUUUUUCAACCUGGCAUGACGAGAGCAAGGAACCGAGUUUCCGCGUGGCUGCUGUCGAGGCAAUGUGCUUGCAAGACUGUCCGCGCCCAUUCCUUAUCGGUCACUCCACGCUUCGAACGCGAACAGGAAUGUAUGUUAUCCUGGGUGGAGGUGCCGACUGCUUCAACUACGGCGAAUACUUUAACAAAGGGAUCUGGGUUCUAUAUGAGAAAGAAGCCGGGCUUGCCGCGGAUUGGGUUACUGUGCCUAGCAAGGCCUCGAAAUAUCCUCCAGCGAAUUCCGACUCGAGUUUCACUGCAGUUGACAGGUGUCCUGAGGGUGUUCUCAUUGCCCCAGCCUUGAUGGCCGACCCUGAAGAUUUCCAUGCUGCAGUGCGUGUCUCGAGGCCUCUGCUUAUGAGAGGGCUUGAUUUGGGGCCAUGUCAAAUGCAUUCGGUCGACUUUCUAAAAACAGCAAUUCUCCAGAACACCAUGAGCGAGGAAAUGGGCAAUCUAUUGAAAAGCUCAGCACAUGUGAAUAUGUCGCUGGGGCAAAUCUUGGACGCGCUUGGGCUAUCCUCAACAUCUUUUGACAUCCACAGUCCGGCCGCCACCCUGGAAAACAGCAAUCCAGCAUGCACCCAGAAACCCCAGCCGGAUAAUGGUGAUCUAUUCGUGGUUCCCAAUCAACUCAGCAGCGUCGGACCCCUUACGCACUCGCUCCGGCUAGACAUAUCCAAGGAGAUCUCCACCAAGCUGCGGUACAGCGCAAUGGCAAAUAUUAUGUUCCAGCUUCGUGGUACCAGAAAAUUACUCCUGUUUCCGCCCAGCGACCAAAGCAAACUGGAGUUCCUCCCCGGGGCAACCACGAGCAAUCUUGAUAUAUUCUGUGACAAAACACCAUUACAAGAGCACAUAUUCUAUGCACCAUCUGGCACAAGUCCGCACAUCGCCAUACAAAAGCCCGGAGAUGCUCUGUUCAUUCCACCUUUCUGGUCUGUUGCCAGUGUGAUAUAUUUCAAUAGCAGCAAUGAUAGGGGUCGUCUGUACAAUGGAGUGUUUUCAUCGAGUUCUACCAGCGAGAAGCUAUCUGGUCUCAGCAGCAAUGGCUCAAUCUCUGGAAGCGAGCCUGUGUACGAGGUCAAAGAAGCGCCACACAUCCGGGAUGAUUGGAUCGACGUAACAGUCAAUCUCUCAUUCCGUAACCUACCGCCAGCUGUAUUUACUGCCAGCCCCCGUCACAAUUCACCGCCUGAUCUGGCAGCCUAUGAAGAGGGGCGGCGAGACCUCGAGAACAUUGUUAAGAGAUUCACCUCGAAUGUUCACCAUUCCGGGUCAAUGGUGAAUGGACAAACCGCUCUGACAAAUUCAGCUAUGAGCUUGGAUCUCAUGCUUGCAAGCAUUCCAAAGGACAUAGCUAAAGCGUAUCUGCAAAGAUUGGGCAAAGAGUUACUCAUGAAGGCUGACGAGUUAUAA